UGAAGAAGGGGCGGAGAAAGCUUCCUUUCCGGCAAAGUGGACAGAAACGUCAGCAGGACAACGCUGACAGACUUCCCGAAAAGUUUUUGCCCUGGUGUCCAACCAGCCCCGAUAUGGCCCCCAGUGUUCAGCUAAAGGAGGCGAUGGCCGAUGUGCACGAAGGGAUCCGUGCCAUUCUGCUCGGACCUCCUGGAGCCGGGAAAGGCACUCAGGCCCCUCGACUAGCAGAGAAGUACUGUGUUUGCCACCUGGCCACUGGAGACAUGCUGAGAGCCAUGGUGGCUUCAGGCUCUGAGCUGGGAAAGAGACUGAAGGAAACCAUGGAUUCUGGCAAACUGGUCAGUGAUGAAAUGGUGGUGGAGCUCAUAGAGAAGAAUCUGGACACUCCUCCAUGCAAGAAUGGCUUCCUGCUAGAUGGAUUUCCUAGAACUGUCAAACAAGCCGAGAUGCUGGAUGACUUGUUGGAUAAGAGACAGGAGAAGCUGGACUCUGUGAUCGAGUUUUCUGUGGAUGAUUCUCUCCUGGUGCGAAGGAUCUGUGGCAGACUGAUUCAUCAGCCCAGUGGUCGCUCCUACCAUGAGGAGUUCAACCCCCCCAAAGAGCCCAUGAAGGAUGAUGUGACGGGCGAGCCGCUCAUCCGCCGCAGCGACGACAACGAGACGACGCUCCGCUCGCGUCUGGACGCCUACCACCGGCAGACGGCCCCCCUGGUGCAGUACUACAGCGCCAGAGGCAUCCACACAGCCAUCGACGCAGCCCAGAGCCCGAAUGUGGUGUUGGCUUCAAUCAUGGCCGCCUUCUCUGCUGCUACAGAAGUCCCGGCCCGCGCCGCCGCCUCUGGCUGAAUCCUGAGCGGUUUCAUCGAGGUGGGGGGAUUGAUGGCGGCAGUCCAAUGGAGGAUUGGGGGGCAGAUUCACAUGAGGGGAAGUUCUUUCAUAAAUUAUGAUUUUUGGUGGUGUUGGAUUGUCUUUUCAGCCCAUUUUUAUUCCCUGUAGAUUGUGAAUGGAGCCUCAUGCGUUUCCUUCAAUAAACAUCUUGCUUUUCUACAAUCAC
Oryzias melastigma (Indian medaka) is the source of this 1053-nucleotide messenger RNA. It is a transcript of the gene ak2, whose product is annotated as adenylate kinase 2. The transcript has 7 exons. The coding region runs from base 114 to 845 and encodes 243 amino acids. The record is from RefSeq and is a predicted model, not a curated record. Gene Ontology annotation, molecular function: AMP kinase activity; ATP binding. Gene Ontology annotation, biological process: ADP biosynthetic process. Lineage: Eukaryota; Metazoa; Chordata; Actinopteri; Beloniformes; Adrianichthyidae. Gene Ontology annotation, cellular component: mitochondrion; cytoplasm.